Molecule: messenger RNA, 1154 nt
Organism: Cimex lectularius (bed bug)
Lineage: Eukaryota; Metazoa; Arthropoda; Insecta; Hemiptera; Cimicidae
Product: serine/threonine-protein phosphatase 4 catalytic subunit-like
Exons: 7
Coding region: 120-1040 (306 amino acids)
Biological process (GO): peptidyl-serine dephosphorylation; double-strand break repair via homologous recombination
Cellular component (GO): nucleus; cytoplasm
Molecular function (GO): protein serine/threonine phosphatase activity
Source: RefSeq, a predicted model, not a curated record
UUGUAACCACUAUACAAUAAAACAGGUGUUUAAAUAUUAUGAAAGUGUACCCAUUAGUAGAAUUUUGUUAAUGCAGUAGUUCUAUUGUUUAAAAACAACAAGAAGCAUACAGUAGGAAAAUGGUGGCUGCAAAUCUUGACGAACAGAUUGAAAAAUUGUUCAAAUGUGAAAAAUUGCCUGAAAAUCAAGUGAAAGAGUUGUGCAACAAAUUCAAAGAGCUGACGAUUAAGGAUAGCAACUUGGUUGUUCUGUCUACACCAAUAACAGUAUGUGGGGAUAUCCAUGGUCAGCUCCCUGAUUUGGUUGAGCUGUUCACGGUAGGAGGAUUGAUACCAUAUACCACAUACCUAUUUCUUGGUGAUUAUGUCGACAGGGGCUACAACAGCAUUGAGACUUAUCUACUCAUGAUGGCAUUGAAGGUCAGAUAUCCUACUAGAAUCUAUCUUCUUCGAGGGAAUCAUGAAUCGAGAGAGAUCACACAAGUCUAUGGAUUUUAUGAUGAAUGUCUCAGAAAAUAUGGAAGCAUAACAGUUUGGAGGUACUGCGUUGAAACAUUCAACAUGCUUUCUCUUGCCGCAAUAGUGGACGGAAAGGUGUUUUGCAUCCACGGUGGUUUAUCUCCCAAUAUUGAUCUUUUGGAUGAUAUUAAGAUGAUAGAUAGAUUUCAGGAAGUACCACAUCAUGGUGCAAUGUGCGAUCUCCUCUGGUCUGACCCAGAAGAACUCAACGGUUGGGGAGUUUCACCAAGAGGUGCAGGAUAUUUGUACGGAUCCGAUGUCGUAGACAAGUUCAGGAUGGUCAAUUCUGUUGACUACAUUGCAAGGGCUCAUCAGUUGGUUCUUGAAGGCUACAAGUGGCAUUUUAGGAAUACAGUUGUGACAGUCUGGUCAGCUCCGAACUACUGUUACAGGUGCGGGAACGUAGCUUCUCUAUUAGAAAUGGAGCAGGGCCAUGAAUCAUUCACAAUAUUUGAUGCCGCUCCUUCUGGACAAAGAUUAGUAGCAGGUAAGAAGAAUCCAUCGCCAGAAUAUUUUGUCUGAUUGGUCUGUUCCAAGAUGGAGGGAUAAGAUUGUUUUAUGAGCAUUUUAUGAAUUGUUGAGAUCUUUGAAUAUUAGAGUAGACAUGCUUUUAGAAUUUCUAUAUAAUAAACCUAC